Messenger RNA from Rotaria sordida, 485 nucleotides. The record is from the annotation of a GenBank genome assembly. Lineage: Eukaryota; Metazoa; Rotifera; Eurotatoria; Philodinida; Philodinidae.
AUGGCUACAGCAAUGCAAAAUGAUGAUUCUGCCAUUGAAAAAUGGAAACUUCGUCGAACUAUUCAAUAUUUAUCAUCAUUACGUGGACGUGGUACAUCAUUAGUAACAAUGAUUGUUCCUGCUCAAUCACAACUAUCACGAACAACGAAACUUCUUACUGAUGAAUAUGCACUAUCAUCAUGUAUUAAAUCAUCUCAAACUCGACAUAAUGUUCAACAAGCAUUAAGUGCUGCUCAAGGACGACUUCGUUUAUAUACACAAAAUACAUUACCAGAAAAUGGUCUUGUUCUUUAUACAGGUAUUGUUUAUGAUGAAGAACAACAUCGUGAAACAAAAAUUUCAAUGUGUAUUGAACCAUUACAACCAUUACAAUAUGGUCUUUAUCGAUGUGAAACACAUUUUAUAACUGAUUUUCUUCAACAACAAAUAAUCGAUAGUGUUAAUGAUUUAAAUGCACGUCGAUAUGGAAUUAUGGUUAUUGAUGG